UCUUUAGACUCUGCGUUCUUACACUCUGUGCGUGUGGCAUUGAGAAUUUUUGUCCAUUUGUUUGGUACUUCCUGUUCUUCCGUUCUGCUGUGCACGGGGUUCUUAAAUUCUUUGGCUCCACACAUCUUUGGUUGCCGUGAUUUUAGCGAACUUCUUCUCGUUUGAAAAAAAAAAGAAGAGCUUUGUUUUCUUGUUUCUAUCGACCUCAUGCUUACUUGCGAUGUGUUUAACUCGGACUUUUCCUUUUUGCUGUGUCCAGGAGCAUUACGGAACUUAGAUGAUGAGUAGUGGGCAUUCCAGUGGUGUCCAGACUCAGCUCGAGAAUUACGGAGGUUAGUACAUUGUAGGCUAGAGUACAUAUAGUGGGCCGGAUGGCAUAGGAUAGAAUUCUAGGCUCGUGGAUCUGGAGGCUCCCGGAUUGUUUUUUUUUCUCCAGUUUCCUCUCGGACUGGAGAUUUGAGCAGGGGGGUGUCUAGAAUGUAGAUUCUACAGGAAACUAGGGGCUAGAGUUUGUCUCGUGAUAUUCCAUGCCGCAGCAGGCUUCGCAAACUGCAAAGCCGCUUCCUUCUCCUUCUUCCUCACAAGUGCCAGCUCCGUCUCAGUCUCCAUCGCCUGCACAGCAGCAGCAGCAGCAAGUACCGCACGAAGCCUCGCAGCAAACUCAGCAGGCGAAUGCUCCAGCUGGAACUGAGAGCUCACCUUCUUCUGCUGCAAACCAAAGUACCGAGGGAAGAAAAAUCUCAUGCGAAGACAUACAAUUGGUACAAAACCUCAUUGAAAGGUGCCUUCAGCUGUACAUGAAUCAAACCGAGGUUAUCAACACUCUCUUGAACCAAGCAAAGAUCGAGCCUGGUUUUACAAGCCUCGUUUGGCAAAAGCUAGAAGAACAAAAUCCAGAUUUUUUCAAGGCUUACUACGCCAGGCUCAAGCUGAAGAAGCACAUCAUGACUUUCAAUCAUUUGCUCGAGCAGCAGGUCCAUCUGAUGCAAAAGAUGCGAAUUAUUCCAACAAAAGUUCCAAUGCCGCAUCCCAGCAAUGGCAUGCACCACGCAAUGGGACAGGUGCCGAUGGGGUAUCCAGUUCCUCCACUGACUGGUGAUAUGCCCGCUCCACCAAUGCCUAUAGUAACCGGUGGCAAUCCACUAGCUGAGAACUUUCACGAAAGCCCAGGAUCCAGUGCAAUGGAUUCAAUCAUGCAAACAGGUGAUAUUCCCGGUUCGGGAGGUGCCAACGGCGCAAACUUCCCGUUUGGAGGCAUUACUGAUAUGUCCGGGAUGGUUUUGGACACGCCGUUUGUGUCGCAUGAGCCUCACUCUCACGAGCACAACUCUCAGAAUGGGAUUGUGUCGUUUGACGGUGGAGAAGAAGAUGGCCACAACUCAAGGGAGUCGCUUGGAACGCUUGGCCAUCUUCCGAGGAACUUUAGCUUGUCGGAUCUCGCCGCGGAGCUGGGAGCGAGUUCUGAUCUAGGAGCGCUUGGAGGCUACUCUUCCCCGUUCAUGAGCCCCGAGACUGAGUCAUAUUUGCAAUCUCCCGACAAGCACGAUAUCGCAAAUUGCGUCUUUUCAGAGGAUGACAAGCUACUGGAUAGUUUGGACUUUGGAGAUUUGAAGUAGCCGACGUGUUGCUCCGAUUGCGGACGACCACCAAGUAGAUGAUUUGAUGUGCGAUUUUUUUGUGCCAGAGCGAUUGAGAACCAGGACCAGAGGUCGGUUUUUUUUUCGCAUUUUGGCAUUCCCAACUUUCCAAAGAGGUCAAAUCCUUACGUCGCAAAGUUGUCAUGGUUU
This is a messenger RNA of Selaginella moellendorffii, 1787 nucleotides long. RefSeq lists its product as uncharacterized. Bases 528 to 1616 code for a protein of 362 amino acids. The transcript has 8 exons. The record is from RefSeq and is a predicted model, not a curated record. Lineage: Eukaryota; Viridiplantae; Streptophyta; Lycopodiopsida; Selaginellales; Selaginellaceae.